Molecule: messenger RNA, 2015 nt
Organism: Heterobasidion irregulare TC 32-1
Lineage: Eukaryota; Fungi; Basidiomycota; Agaricomycetes; Russulales; Bondarzewiaceae
Exons: 4
Coding region: 1010-1624 (204 amino acids)
Source: RefSeq, a predicted model, not a curated record
CUCCAAUGCGCUGCCCCAGAUACACAGCAGCGAAGUAUCUCAUGCAAAAUACGAGAUGAUCUGAACUCACAGAGAUUGCUACUCAAGGGAUUAUUAAUUCAGGGCCUCACGGAUCCACUCAUUCAGAGCGCCAACCGCAUUCUAGGCUACGAUCCCACGAAUGAUCCUCCGCGUUCACUCCCACUCAUUACUCGCCUGAGGCUUGGCGCACAAUAUACUCGGCUCACUCGCCCGAGUUAAUUGGUCGAUUGACUGUAGCAUCUGGGGCGACACGCACAUACACGCUGGCGCCGCGUUGGUACCUCAUCAGCCCAUAUAUAGGCCGGGCUGAUCUCGUGUCUGUGGCUAUAAGCAUCGCGUUGCGCCUUGAAUGCAUAAACAGGUUCGGGGCGAAACUUCCUCCAUAUAUCGUUUUGCCGAAAGCCGUGGGAGCGAGCCUUGUUUGGCGUCAUGUGGCAUGGACCCCUUUCUAUCAUUUUUGCGUCAUGGGUCUAGACUGACGGGAAGACAAACUUGAUUCUGAAAUGCACCCUGGUGGAGUGUUGUUUCAACCUGGGACUAAGCAUCCUUAGGGACAACAGGUUCGUCUACAAUCGAAGACCGAAGUUGAAGUCUGUUCCUAUCGCACUCCACACCAGAUUCCGCAUUCAGUGUGCACCCACCCCACUCUCGAGUGAAAUUCAUCAGCCGCGACCAGCAGUACAUCUCCGAUCAGGCGCGGUAUCUCGAUUUCUCCGUUACAUCCUUCCCUUCAUCUCAACAUUGCACCCUGCUCCUCUGUCUGCCUUGUCCCCGCAUCCGUCUCGCAUCCCACUUUUCACACGUCCAGGCACCCAGAUCUCCAGCUCCAGGUUUUCUGCAGCUAUCUGGCCUCUGCGUCCCUCACCUGCCUCUUUUCAGGAUCCAAUGCUUUGGUUGCGACAUCAUACGGACGCUAGAACUAGCUCGGAAGAUCACUUUCUGUCUGGAACAACGUGUCCAGACUGAGGCUCGUUAUCCUCUUGUUGGGAUGCACCCUUAUCUAGGAAGGCUAUCGGAACAAGGCUACUCCGGCGCACUCCGUUUGAGCAGCGCUCGACCAGCUGAGUGCUGUUUUACCCUUUCCUGGUGUUCGCUGCGUCUGCCCCUAGGUGUCCAAUUGAAGAUGCUCACGACCAGAAUAAUCAUCGCAUGCAGAUCACUGUAUGCUUAUUCAUGUUGUGUGAUCAACGGCCACGCAUCUACACUCCCAAGUCGUCUAUCUCACGCACCUUUAUCUGUCCACCUCUAUCUCUCCCAUUCUGCCCGAUUUCGAUUUCGAUUCCGAUCACAAUUCCUCUAUGAAAUUCGUCACGCCGGGGCGUUCCUAGGCGCCCGCUGCUCUCCUUUCUCGUCUCUCGCGCCCCUUCGGCUUCAUCUCCGAUCAAACGUAGUAUCUCGAUUUUCCCGAUCUAGCGCUUUCCCCGAGCCUUCUCCCACAACGCCUAACCCCUUUGGUCUGUGUUUUCGCCGAUGUUCCCCUUAUUUUAGAUGGUGGGAUGGGAGCCUCAAGGUCGGGCAAUCCCAUGAUGCGCUCUCAAGUGCACGGGUGCGGGCCCAGCUCAUACGAGGCACUCCAUCGCAGACGUCCCACAGAGGUCCAUAGGGGUCUACAGCGUAAGCGCGCUGUCACUUAAGCUUCGUGGGGACACGGCGGGGUGUGGUGAAGGCGCGGGGUCGAUCGGCGUUCCCCGUACAUAUCCUGAUGAGCCUUCGGCGUCGUCCGCAGCUCCGUACAUGACCUGUAGACACUGACGCCGAUGCCGGCGUGACGUUGGAAACUUGCAUCAUUGCGGUGGCUCAGACGCGGCAUGGGCACUCGUUGAUAUGAAAUGGAGCAUGAAGGAUGUUGGGCGGCUUGGCUGGCUUGGCUGGCAAGCGAUAUGGUGGCGGGUGGAAGUCUGAUCCGCACCGACGCGGUUCAUUUUAAUUAUGCGCUCUAACGGACAGGUGGGAGUAUUACGGCUGUAUGCCACAUUUCGCACCAUCGGCCUCUU